AUCAAUGGGGGUAGAAUGAAAAAUUAGUGGACGCCAUUUGUCCGGCAGAAAACACAACUUUCCGGUGCGUCUCCGAUCUUCUUCUCAGGUGAUAUUUCUGCAAAAGUAGAUUGAACGGAAAGGAAACUAGGUUCUUUGAAGGAGUAGGGUGAAGGAGGAGUUGUCCUGAACAGUAGCCAUGGUGCAAAGUAUGUCAAUGAGUACUCUUGCAACUUCUAGAUAUUGUGGGGUUUGUGGAUCCACCUGUUUGAGGAGGCAGUUUGGUCGAAUAAAAGAAACCGCAAUAGGUUUUAGGGAAUGUCAAUUUGUUUGGAACGAUCGUCGGAAAAGCUUGUCCUUUGCAACCCACAUUGAUAUGCUAAAGCCGAGAAAUUUGAGAGUUCAAGCUGGAUGGUUGUUUAAAGGAGGUGACCAAAGCUCAGAAGCAAGCAUUGAGCGUAGCGAGAAUGCCAAUGAAGAUAUAUUGAUGUUCUUUUUCCAGCUGGACCUGGCUACACGAGUGCAGUAUGCUUUGAAUGUGGAGCAGUAUGAAAUUGCACAACAACUAAGAGAGAAGCUCAAUGAGGUGGAAACAGAGGUUUUGAAACAGCAGGAAUCCAGAAGGGGAUCAGCCUCAAAGAGUGAAGCUCAAGAUAUGGCUAUAAGCAUCUUGCGUCUACGUGCAGACCUGCAGAAUGCAGUUCAGAGUGAAAAUUAUGAUUUGGCAGCUAAAUUACGAGAUGAAAUUUCCAAGCUUGAGGCAGAGUCUCUGACUACAUCAAUAAGAGCUCAGGCAUAUGAAAAUGCUCAAUAUGCAUUUCGAUUAGGCCAGAAAGUGAAGCACAAGAAUUUUGGAUAUCGUGGUGUUAUAUGUGGGAUGGACCCAAUAUGUUGUGAAUCAAAUUCAUGGAUGGAAACUGCUCAAGUAGAAAAGUUGACUCGUGGUCCUGAUCAGCCCUUUUAUCAGGUGCUGGUGGAUGUACAUACAGAUCCCAAUCUGUUAGUGGCAUAUGUACCUGAGGAAAGUUUAGUGGUGCCUAGCGAACCAGAUAAGGAUAGAUUUGAUCAUCCCUACACCUCAUUCUUAUUUUUUGGGAUGGAUGCUGCCGGAGAUUUCAUACCAAUCAAGCAGCUGCGCGAGAAGUACAACAAGCCUCGGCAUGAGGUGCCUUAUGAUCCGGACAACGAGAAGAGUGGAGAAAGUUCGUAGAUGUGACCAGAGGUUAUGUUGUCCUCUAUGCAAGAUUUGGAUAUAUGAGAAAUUUUCUUGAUUGAAGAGAAAUGCCCUUCCCUUUCCCAUUAUGGUGGGGUUUACCUCAUUUUGAAAGACUGCAAAAUAUGUUUCCUGCACAAUGUCCUUAGAAUACACAACAUAGUUGUGGAGGCUCUUGUAUAGUUCUGGAGAUUUUGGAUGACCAUGACCAAAGUAUAUUGAGCUGCUGUUAUUGUCAGCCUGUUUCAACAGAAAAUGGUCAAUGUAUAUUCAUGUUUUA
Molecule: messenger RNA, 1472 nt
Organism: Solanum verrucosum
Lineage: Eukaryota; Viridiplantae; Streptophyta; Magnoliopsida; Solanales; Solanaceae
Product: clp protease adapter protein ClpF, chloroplastic
Exons: 9
Coding region: 179-1189 (336 amino acids)
Molecular function (GO): DNA binding; protein binding
Source: RefSeq, a predicted model, not a curated record